Molecule: messenger RNA, 321 nt
Organism: Rodentolepis nana
Lineage: Eukaryota; Metazoa; Platyhelminthes; Cestoda; Cyclophyllidea; Hymenolepididae
Source: the annotation of a GenBank genome assembly
AUGUUUUUAAGCAAGUUUUGGAAAUCACCUGAAUCAUCUCUUAAUCGAGGUUCCUAUAUCGACCAAUUUGAACAACACUUAGCCGAACAGAGGCGUCGAAUAGAAAGGCAACAAGCGGAGGAAUUGGAACAGGCUCUCCAAGAUUGUGAAAAUCGUCUUCGAGAGGAGUACGAUGCAAAAUUGGAGAAGAAUUACCAGCUCAUUGAAGAGUUAAUUGCAGAGAAAAAGGACCUCGCUGCGCAGUACGAUAAGCUGGUGCUUGAUAUGCGGCAAAUCUCAGAAAAGGCUCAAGCUAAGCAGAAACAAAUGGAGGAAAAGUAA